Molecule: messenger RNA, 2970 nt
Organism: Chironomus riparius
Lineage: Eukaryota; Metazoa; Arthropoda; Insecta; Diptera; Chironomidae
Source: the annotation of a GenBank genome assembly
AUGAUUUUAAGUUCAAUAAGUAUCAAUGCAAAGUCGGCAAUAUUAGGUUUCCGUAAAAUUUUUGUUUUAUCGCGAAUAGGAACCGAAUUAUCGACUAGAUAUAUUAGAACAACAGGAAUGUCAUUUCGUAGAAAUCAGCGACCGAGAGAUGAAUUUAAUCAUCAAAGCUAUGGUCCAUCGCCUCAACGACCAAGAAGUAAUAAUUAUAAUGAUUCCUGGAAUGAUCCGUUCUCAAUGAUUAAUGAGAGUUUAAGUCAAAUGAGAAAUUUCAAUAUGAAUGCUUGUCAGCAAGUUGCAGCUACAGUUUUUACAGUCCAUUGUGGUGAAAUUCGAGAGAAGGAUGACGGAAUCAGAGUAAAAAUAUCAGGAAAGGUUGUAAAAAGACCUAGAAGUGGUCGAUUCUUAGAAGUUAAGGAUUUAACAGGAUGUACACAACUCGUUGCUAUGGACGACAAACCAGAAGUUCAACAAAAGUUCCAGUCCAUACCAAAUGACGCCUACAUUUCAGUUAUUGGAACAGUACAGACACGACCUGCACGAUUCAUUAAUAAAUCAAUUGGAACGGGAGCAGUUGAGAUAGCCGUGGAGGAAUUCGAUAAAAUUAUCAUGCCAAUUUUAAGUGACAUGUCAGGAAGUUCUUUUGAUCAACAGACUAGAUCAUAUUCAACGAGUAGUACAACGAAAUCAAAAGGAAUCACAAGCAUCGAGUACAAAAGAUCGACAUCAGAAAAUAUCGUUCAAUAUUUUGUUAAUCGAAAAUUCACUUGCGGUGGACUAAAUAGAGAUGAUAUUGGAACUUUUGUGACCUUAGUUGGAUGGUUGGAUUCAAAGAAGCAUGGAAAGUUUUUACAACUAAAAGAUGGGUAUGGAAUAAUUCAAGUAAUUGUUGAUUCCGAUGAUUUAGAGAUGAAGCAACAAGUGGCAAAUGUAAAGGAUGACAAUAUUAUAUUAGUGCAAGGAAGAGUCAUCGCUAGACCACCUGCAAUGGUUCGUCAUAAUACAGAUACAGGAGAAAUAGAGAUAUUAGUAACUGAUUUUAAAAUUCUUGAUCCAAAUGAACCAUAUAAAAAUCCUAAUGGCGUAGAGGAACCAAAAGAAAUGGAAGUAGAAGUGAAUGAGACAAAUGCUCAAAAUCAAUCAACUCAGCCAGUCUCGCCACGACCAGUUGAAAAGCCAAAAAUAAAUUUAUAUACAUACAGAACUCACAAUUGUGGAGAAUUAAAUGAAUCGAAUAUUGGACAGGAAGUGACAUUAACUGGAUGGCUUGAAUUCCAUAGAAUGAAAAAAUUCUUUACACUACGUGAUGGCUAUGGAUGCACUCAAGUCAUUAUUCCUGAUGAAUUAUGUACUAAUUAUAAUAUUGAGGAAAUUCCAUAUGAAAGCGUCUUAAAAGUUACUGGUUUGGUGCUUGCACGACCUUUUGGAAUGAGAAAUGAAUCAAUGAUGACUGGAAAUAUUGAAGUUACAAUGAAAUCACUAACCGUACUUAAUGAAGCUAAGAAAAAUCUUCCACUUGAAAUCAGGAAUUUUAAUCGUGCAAAAGAAAAUUUAAGAAUGGAAUAUCGAUAUCUUGACUUGCGAUUUCCUGACAUGCAAAAGAAUUUACGUACGAGAUCUAAAGUUCUUAUGAAAAUGCGUGAAUACCUUAUAAAUCAUUGUGGAUUUGUUGAAGUUGAAACUCCUACACUCUUUAGAAGAACUCCCGCCGGUGCCCAAGAAUUUGUAGUUCCAACCAGAAAGGCUGGAAAGUUUUAUUCACUCGUUCAAAGUCCACAACAGUUUAAACAGCUUCUUAUGGUCGGUUCCAUUGACAGAUAUUUCCAAAUUGCACGUUGUUAUCGCGACGAAUCAACAAGACCUGAUCGACAACCUGAAUUCACACAAUUGGAUAUUGAAUUAUCAUUUACAGAUCAAAGUCAUAUCAUGUCAAUGAUUGAAGCAGUUUUAGUGAAUUGUUGGCCAGAAAGUAAUGGAACAUUGUCAGUUCCUUUCCAAAAAAUGUCUUAUGAUGAGGCUAUGGAAAGAUACGGAACUGAUAAACCCGAUCUCAGGUUUGAUAUGCAGCUACAGAAUGUUACAAAUCUUGUGUCAUUAAAUGAGGACAUUACACAGUCAACACCUAAUAUGGGAUCUUAUGCUAUUGUCCUAAAACAUCCACAAUCAAAUAUUAAAAACAGCUUAAAGAAAGAAUUAAAGGACAUAGAAAAGGAAACAAAUUCACAUUUAGUUGUCAGCAAAAUAGCUGCAAAUGAUAUAAAUGAAUGGAUUGAUGGUCCACUAAAGAAUGUUUUUUCAACUGUCGUGCUUAAAGCUCUCGCUGCAAACUUGCAUUUGGAACCAAACGAUUUACUAGUCAUUGGAUAUGGAAAGAAGGCAGAUUGUCAGACAUUAAUGGGAAGAGUCAGAAUAAGUUUGUAUGAUGAUUUAGAGCAACGAGGAUUAGUCGCUGAGAGAGCAAAGGAAGAAAAUAAAUUUUUAUGGGUUGUUGAUUUUCCACUUUUUGCAAAAAAUGAGGAAACGAAUGAGAUUGAAAGUGUUCAUCAUCCAUUUACAGCACCACAUCCAGAUGAUAGAAAUCUACUUGGAAAUCCAGAAUCGAGAUUAUUAGCACGUUCAUUGGCAUAUGAUUUAGUUCUAAAUGGACAAGAAGUUGGUGGUGGUUCUGUUCGUAUUCAUGAACCAAAAUUGCAGAAAUAUGUCUUCGAUGAGAUCUUAAAAUUAGACAGAAAUCAUCUAAAUCACAUGCUUGAAGCACUUCAAAGUGGAGCACCUCCACAUGCAGGUAUAGCAUUAGGAAUCGAUCGCUUAAUAUCCAUUAUUUGUAAUACAAAUUCAAUCAGGGAUGUUAUUGCUUUCCCAAAAAGUUCUGAGGGUAGAGAUCCAUUAUCGAAAGCUCCUUGUGAAAUUUCAGAGGAAGAGAAGAAAAUGUAUCACAUAAAAAUCAUAGACGAUAAAGAAUCUAGCGCUUAG